This is a messenger RNA of Salvia splendens (bonfire salvia), 1787 nucleotides long. Its product is annotated as transcription factor ICE1. Gene Ontology annotation, biological process: regulation of DNA-templated transcription. Gene Ontology annotation, cellular component: nucleus. The transcript has 4 exons. The coding region runs from base 232 to 1620 and encodes 462 amino acids. Lineage: Eukaryota; Viridiplantae; Streptophyta; Magnoliopsida; Lamiales; Lamiaceae. The record is from RefSeq and is a predicted model, not a curated record. Gene Ontology annotation, molecular function: protein dimerization activity; sequence-specific DNA binding; DNA-binding transcription factor activity.
CAAAAUGUAGAAAUCCUAUAUAUUAUAUACACUAUCACUAUGCAGAUGAAAGAUACAGCUGCAGAUAGUGCUUAAUGCUUGAAAUCUAUUAGUAUUGACUCAUUCAUUUCUUCCUCUUUCUCAUAAAUUAGCUACUUUUCUUUCUCUCUUUGAAUUAAGUAGAAGUUUCAUUCCCUUUCCUUUCCCCAAACGAUCAAUCGAGAAAUUAAUUGAAGACAAAAUAAAAGGAGGAUGCUGAAUGGGAUGCUCUGGAUGGACGGCUCCAAAGGCGGAGACGGCGACGACGAGCAGGCAUCUUCUUGGCCCCCGCCUGAUCCGCCCCAAAACAACAACAACAACAACGACAAGGAGAACAACGAGGAUAUGAGCUUGGCGAAUAAUACUAGUAAUGAAGAGAUGGAAAUGUCGAGCUUCAAAUCGAUGCUGGAAGCCGAGAACGAAGACUGGUACAUCGCCAACGGCUCCUUCUCGCCAAGCUUCAACAACCCCAUGGCGGUGGAUUCGUCGGCCUCAUGCUCUCCGACAUCCGCCUCCGUUUUCAGCCACCAACUCAACUACUUUUCACAGCCGAAGCCACUGUUGAUCCAAAACAACAACAACAACAACAACACGGCCUUCGAGAGUGGAUAUCUGGAGACCGCAUUGAAUAAUAAUAAUAACAAUAGUACUAUUCAUCACCGGAUUCCCAACUGCGGCGACGCCAUGUUGGAUGGCAAUUCGUUUCUCUUCAACAACAGAUCCAAGGUUUUGAAGCCGCUCGGAUCAUCGAUGGGGCCUCAGCCGACGCUAUUCCAGAAGAGGGCUGCUCUCAGGAAGAAUCUUGGGAGUAAUUUGGGGUGUUUGAGCUUAGAUAAUAGAAAUAAUAAUAAUAAUCAGAUAUUAGUAUUUAAUGAGAGGAAAUUAGGAAUGAGCAGUGGGGAUGAUUUGAGCAUUGAUGGAUCUAAUUUCAACUGUGAUUCUGAUGAUGAUAACUUGUUAGAGAGUAGUGUUAGGAACGUCGUCGUCGACGGAAAGGGGAAGAAGAAGAAGGGCCUUCCGGCCAAGAAUUUGAUGGCGGAGCGGCGCCGCCGGAAGAAGCUCAAUGAUAGACUCUACACGCUCAGGUCUGUCGUGCCCAAGAUUAGUAAGAUGGAUAGGGCAUCAAUACUAGGGGAUGCCAUUGAUUACUUGAAGGAGCUCCUGCAGAAGAUCAACGACCUCCACAACGAACUCGAGGCCAUCCCGGGUGCAUCUACCCCGACCACAAACAUGAGUUUCUACCCCAUGACGCCUACAACGCCUGGGAUUCCUGCCCGCAUCAAGGAGGAGCUCUGCCCGAGCGCCUUUGCAAGCCCAUUGAGCAGCCCAACCGGACAACCGGCUAGGGUUGAGGUGAGACUAAGGGAAGGAAAUGCAGUAAACAUCCACAUGUUUUGUGGGCGUAAACCCGGGAUUCUACUCUCCACUCUGACUGCAAUCGACAAUCUUGGACUAGACAUCCAACAAGCUGUCAUCAGUUGCUUCAAUGGCUUUGCACUCGAUAUUUUCCGAGCUGAGCAAUGGGGAGAAGGGAAAGAGCUAAACCCUGACCAGAUAAAGGCAGUGCUCCUCGAUUCAGCUGGCUUCCAUGGAAUGCACUGACUUUCAACUCUAAACAAGUGAUCUCUUCCUAUUUCGAUCAUCAUUUUUCUUUGUUUUGUCGUUUAGAUUUGUUUUCUGUCUUUGAAUUCCCAGAUGUUGUGAAUCCAUUUUGAUAUGUUGUCGUUUAUGAAUAAGCCUGCUUAUGGAUGAGUCGCUUAUAAUUUUAA